GUCACCGAGGAACUUGAAGGUCUUGUCCCGCUCCAGUACAGCCCCAUCGAUGUGGAUGGAGGCGUGCUCGUUUCUCCGUUUCCUGUAGUCCACGAUCAGCUCCUUUGUCUUGCUGACAUUGAGGGAAAGGUUGUUGUCCUGGCACCACACUGCCAGGUCACUGACCUCCUUCUUAUAGGCUGUCUCAUUGUUGUCGGUGAUCAGUCCUACCAUUGUCGUGUCAUCCGCAAACUUGAUGAUGGUGUUGGAGUCGUUCGUGGCCACACAGUCGUGGAACAGGGAGUACAGGGGGGGGGGCUAAGCACACAUCCUGAGGGGCCCCUGUGUUGAUGUUCAGGGUGGCGGAAGUGUUAUUGCCUACCCUCACCGCCUGGGGGCGGCCUGUCAGGAAGAUCAGAAUCUUGUUGCAGAGGGAGGUGUUCAAAAUUCAACACUUUGUCCAAUAUCUCAAGAUACAGUGGUCAUGUUGUUAUAUUUUCAGGGCUGAUGUAGAACACGGAGAUUAUUCAAAUAAAAGUAAAAUACACACACCAGGGGUGGUAACAGAAUAGAUAUAACUGGUAUUUUCGUGAACAAAAAAGCAGAGUUACUAUUUACCAAUUAGUAACAUUUUGGCUGUAUAUAUCACAGGUAUGUUGUAUUUUUAGUAGCCCAACUGAUUAAGCCUAUAGAGACAAAUAAUACCUCCAACCUUGUGCCCUUGCCACCUGCAUGCGCGCACACACACGCCACACAACACACACAUUGCUUAACACAAGACACAAACUUCUCAGCAUCUGCACACAUUUACACAGCACUCCCACCAUCACACACACCAGGGUUAGAAAAGCUGAUAAAACUUACUGUUAACUUCCCCCAAAAAUCCUAUUGGAAAAUAAUGCUUUUUAUAUUUAUUGCUGGAAAUACCAGUGCAUUGAAAUACAUUUGACCAUCAGCUUAUUGGUCUAUAGGUUAAUUUGCAUAAUGUAGUGGAAUUAAAUUGCGCUGUGUGUAUUUUUAUCCAACACAACUAUCAGCGCACAGCAUACAGAGCCUGUUUUGAGCACGAUUUCUCCUGCAGCUCCUAAACUGGUUGCUGCUGGAGUAAAACGUGCGCUUUUAUAACCUCAUUCAUUGCGCAACAAUUCUAAAUGCAAUCGCAUGAUAAAAAAAACGUUUUGGUGCAUGAUUAAAAAUACCUAGUAUUGCCUCCUAUUUACCAUUUCAGUGCAGGCAACAAGCUAACAGCGCAUCACCCACCACUUUACAAUGAGAGCUGGGGGGCAGUAUGCAUUUUGAAAACAUACUUAAUUGUUUGAAACCUGAAUGUUUUAUUUAUGAGGCAUGUUUUACCUUUAUUCAAAGUAGCCUAUAGGGAAAAUCCGACCAUGGAAACGUGGAGGCAAUUAUUUUAUAAAGACUUCAUAGGCGGCGCAGUGAGUUUCGAGUUUGAUUAAGCUUAGGCUACAAUUUAUCCUACAAUUUCUACAGUUCUGCUUGCCCGUUCUGAUUUUAAUUUACGCAUUUUCGUGGAACACCUUCAUUUCAUUAAUAACGUUUUCGUUUCUCAAAGUCAUUGUCACGUGGUUAGUCAUACAAAUAUGACUUAAAAUGAUACAAAUCAAGAAGUUAAAAGUCAACUAAUGCGAGAUCAUCAGCCUCUACCGUAUGGACACAUUGUGUUCCGUUGGUGGCUAAAUAUGUUAACUCGUAGCCUAUAGGCCAAUGCUGCAUUGCUUUUUCACACUGAGGAUUGGUGAUUAUGGAGGGGGAGUUUGAUGGAAAGAUUUUUCAAAUAGCUUACUUUGAGAAACUAUAGUUUUAAUAUAUUAUCAUUUGCAAUGGAUGUUAAAACCUUUUUAAGCUAGGGGGCAGUAUUUUGAUGUUUGGAUGAAAAACGUGCCCAAAGUAAACUGCCUAUUUCUCGGGCCCAGAAGCUAGAAUAUGCAAAUAAUUGGCAGAUUAGUAUAGAAAACAAUCUAAAGUUUCCAAAACUGUCAAAAAAUUGUCUGUGAGUAUAACAGAACUGAUAUUGCAGGAGAAAACCUGAGGAAAAUCCAUCCAGGAAGUGCUGUUUUUCUGAAACUACUCUUCCAUUGCAAUCCUCCAUUUAAAGGGAUAUCAACCAGAUUCCUUUCCCUAUGGCUUCCACAAGGUGUGAACAGUCUUUAGACAUAGUUUCAGGCUUUUAUUCUGAAAAAUGAGCGAGAAUGAUCACAUCGUGUCAGUGGAUAGCCAGAUGUCCUCAGAUUUAUGCAUGCGCGCGCGCCUGGAGCGAGACCUUUUCUUUCUCUCUUCUAUUGAAAAUGCUACCGUCCGGUUGAAAUAUGAUCGAUUAUUUAUUGUAUAAACAACCUGAGGAUUGAUUAUAAAAAAAUGUUUGACAUGUUUCUACGAACUUUACGGAUACUAUUUGGAAUUUUCGUAUGCCCGUCGUGACCGUAUGAGCCUGUGGAUUUCUGAACAAAACGAGCCAACCAAAUGGAGGUUUUUGGAUAUAAAGAGAAUCUUUUUCGAACAAAACAAACAUUUAUUGUGUAACUGGGAGUCUCGUGAGUGCAAAUAUACGAAGAUCAUCAAAGGUAAGCGAUUAAUUUGAUUGGUCACGAAAGUCAGAAAAGCAAUCUACUUUGCCUGCUAGCUGUUUGUGAUGCUUUGUCUGCUGAGAGCUGUCCUCACAUAAUCGCAUGCUUUCACCGUAAAGCCUUUUUGAAAUCUGACACGCCAGGUGGAUUAACAACAAGUUGUGUUUUGGUAUAUUGCACUUGUGAUUUCAUGAUUAUGAAAUAUUUUUAGUCAUUUUAAUUUGGCGCUAUGCAAUUCGCCUGAUGUAGACAAAUUAUCCCACUAAAGGGAUCUGUGUGCCAAGAGUAAAAAAAAAAAAAACUCUCCUACAUUUCUGUGCAGUGGUGGAAAAAGUACUCAAUUGUCAUACUUGAGUAAAAGCGAAGAUACCUUAAUAGAAAAUGACACAAGUAAACGUGAAAGUCGCCCAGUAAAAUACUACUUGAGUAAAAGUAUUUGCUUUUAAAUAUACUUAAUUAUCAAAAGUAAAUGUAAUUGCUAAAAUAUACUUAAGUAUCAAAAGUACAAAUAAGAGUAUAGAUUGUUUCUUAUUCCUUAUAUUAAGCCAACCAGACAACACAAUUCUCUUGUUUUUAUUUAUUUAUGGAUAGCCAGGGGCACACUCCAACACUCAGACAUAAUUUACAAAUAAAGCAUUUGUGUUUAGUGAGUCCUCCAGAUUAGAGGCGGCAGGCAUGACCAGGGAUGUUCUCUUGAUAAGUGUGUGAAUUGGACCAUUUUCCUGUGCUGCAAGGCAUUGAAAAUGUAACUAGUACUUUUGGGUGUCAGGGAAAAUGUAUGGAGUAAAAAGUACAUUAAUUUUCUUUAGAAAUGUGAUAAAGUAAAAGUUGUCAUAUAUAUAAAUUGUAAAGUACAGAUACUCAAAAAACGUACUUAAGUAGUUCUUCAAAGUAUUUUUACUUAAGUACUUUACACCACGCUCCCUCAACGUCAUCAGGACAGAGAAACCAGACACAUGCUCAUUGCUCACAUGGCGCACUCCGAACAAAAGACAAUGAAAAAAUGGACACAUCUAGUAAAUUAUUGUUAUGAAAUAAGCCAAAACCAAGUGUAGCAGGUUGGGAACUCUGCAAACAACGUUUCCACUCUGAGAACGAGAAUGGUAAAUGACUGUAAUUAAUAUAUGCAUUGACAGAAAUUAAUGUGCCCAAAUUGCGGGCUUCCAAAAAAGGCAUUGGCCUAUAAGCUUGUGAUUUGAAACAAUCCACAGCUAUUUGUUUAAAGAAGCUAAUGAUCCUCGAUUCCUUUGCGGCUAAGUCAUGUUUUCUGGUGAAGUAUUUGAUUUAUUUCUGUAUAGAAAGGAGUAAUUACACUGUAUAGAAAGAACAAAAUGUAAACGCAACAUGCAACAAUUUCAACAAUUUUAUUCUGUUAUAUUCAUAUAAGGAAAUCAGUAAAUUGAAAUAAAUUCAUUGGGUCCUGAUGUAUGGAUGUAUGGACCUUUCGGUUACUGGCCCAACGCUCUAACCACUAGGCUUUCCGCCCCAGUAGCCAUUGAAGGUGAGCAGGUGAAGAAGCCGAAUGUGGAGGUCCAGGGCUGGCGUGGUUACACGUGGUCUGCGGUUGCGAGACCAGUUGGACGUCCUGACACAUUCUCUAAAACGAAGUUGGAAGUGGCUUAUGUGUGGUUGCUGACAGGCUGUGCCUGGUACUGCGAGAGGCUCGGGGAGCUGGGGCCAGCGGCCAGCACUGAAGCCAGCCAUAGGGCCUGCCAGGAGAGGCUAAGGGACCUGGUGAACAGGACCAAGAACAGGGCCCUGGUCCACAUCGCAUGCCUGGAGAACCAAGCCUCCUGGACCAAUGUGGAGCAAGCUUUUCUCAAAGUGACAGAGGGCCUCAACAGUCUAACCAAUCAGACACUGAGAGGCAAGCUGGAAGUGUGUAUUUCAUUGGUGAAGAGUAUUCCUACGAUAGUGUUGGAACAGUCCGACCCCCUGCAUCACUCAUCGUUCCCCUCGGUCCACGCCUUUAUGAUGCUGGAAGGAACCAUGAACCUGAGCCUUGAUUGGUCUAGAGCACGGUUUCGUAAAUAUUGGUCGGGACCCAAAGUGGGCCCUGGCCAUGUGAGAGGUGGAUCUCGAGUACGUAUCCCUGCGCCACGCUUUGUGUUGGAGAUCUGAAGACGUGUUUCACUGGCCUCAUAGUCACCAGAGGGCACUGAAGAGCUUGAAGUGGACCGCCUUCACCAUCCUCGAGGUACUUCUCACAAUGAAGGCCGGAUAGUUACAGGAUGUGAAUGUUUUAUUUUCCUUGGAGCCCGUGAACCAUCUCUCAUCUCUAGAUCCCCCCAUGUUCUCCUCAGACUGAAGAAGUAUCCCCAGGGAGAGAAUGUACAGUACAGAUAUAGUGACUGAGUUAUUCUCUUGACAUCAUAACAAUCAAUGGUUAUAAUGUCUGUUUCAAGUUUAUUUACCAGUAAAAAAUACAUUGGUCAUAUUACUCAAUCACCACUGAAUGAAAUGAAUGUAGGCUAGUGAAUACUGCUGGUCUAGUCUCUGUCAAUCUGCAGCAGGACUUAAUGGACGACGUGAACAUUGCCUUUAAAUACCCUCUGAAGCUCACACCACUGCUGGACAUGGCUGACCAGCAAUGCAUAGAGGUGUGAAGGGCUGCCUUAAUCAACCUCCUUGUCAUCGGUGCCUGGGAAGCAGUUGUUGGCAGUUAACUGCCUUGCUCAAGGGCAGAACUUCAGAUUUUUCCACCUUGCCGGCUCGGGGGUUCUACCUAGCGACCUUUCAGUUACUGGCCCAACGCUCUUAACCGCUGCGACUGCAGGAGUGUAAUAAACUGGGUUACCUGUCGGACUCCCAACACCACCAACCUCACUUCUAAACGUGUAUUUUUCUCUCUCGUGUAACCUUCGGGGUGAGGACAGGGUGUACUCCCCACGGCUGAAGACUGCAGAAAAUGCCAACAUCCAACCCAGGCCUCAUCCUGUGAGCCGAGCCCACCGUCACCAACAUCCUCAAGGUCCUCCUUCUUCCCAUGCCAACCCUACCUAGCCUUAAAGUCAGCAGGGUCAUGAUGUUCACCAGGAGGUCCAUUGGAAAAUGUGUUGCUACGACAGUGAAUGCAGACCACUCCCAAGUCUCCAGGGGGCUUGCUGGUUGUGCCGUGACACAUGCUGUCUGGAAAAAGCCUGGACCCCCUCCUGGCUGCAUAUCGCAGCCACGGGAAAACUCACAUCCUUUGCCCGGAUGUUCAUCAAGCUGAAUGAGUUUCUGAAGCACUUCAGUGGAGAAGGAUUCGUCCUCGGUGCGAGCCCUGCUGUUCGACAUAUCCUUCUUCAUGCAGUGUCACGGGUUGCAGACCUACGGAUCAGAAGUUGGUCUCACACCUAGUACUAAUGCUAUCUAUCAUAGGGAUGUAGGUGAUCCUGUCGGACCUCAGCCCCUCGGAGGAGAGCAAGACCCUGAACCCAGACCACCCCUGCUUUAGGAUGGAGUCGGGCAAGGUGGAGAGCCUGGUGGCCCUCCUCAACAAUGCCACUGAGCUGAAGCUAGUGUGAGUGAUAUUUCACUCUAGGGUCAGAAUCAGACUGGCUUUGUGUUUCUCAGCUGCUGGGUGAAAAAGGAGGAAGGAACAAGCCCAUGCAAUGGUUAAAAUGUUGUUCCCCAUGUUCAUUUUUUUAUUCUAUUUUUAAUUUAUGAGCGUAAUUUAAACCAGUGAGUCCUUUCUGCACCUUCUCUUUUCCCUCCUAGAAAUCUUGGCAUGACUCAUUGUUUUCCUGAAGCUGUACUGAUUGUUUUGUACUGCUGUGUGUGUCAGUCAAAUGAAGUGGCACGAAAUCUGCCUCAGCACACCUGCAGCCAUCUUGGAGGUGUUGAACGCCUGGGAGAAUGGUGUGCUGUAUGUGGAGGCCGUGCAGGUGAUUCCAGUAUUGUGUGUCAUGGUCUAUUUUGCUCUCGAAACCAUGUCGACAGUCAACCGUUGAACCACAAAAGUGAACUUGCUCUUGCCGUAGUGGAAAAUGAGUCAUAGCAUAUGACUGCUGGCAUCAUGACUUGAGGUUGCAUGUGUGCUGUUUUUAGUCCCUUCCUCAUUUAAACCAUUCAUAAAGUUAGGUAAUUUGUCGUAUGAGUGGCCUGGAAGCAUGUUCAGAGUUCACACACAGUGUAGAAGAUAACAGACAACAUUAAGGGCAAGGUGUGCAUCAUGGCUAUCUGUGCUGUGGCCUGGCUGGUAGCCCAUGUGAGGAUGCUGGGGCUGGACGAGAGGGAGAAGCCCCAGACCAUGAUACGUCAGCUCAUGACCCCGCUGUAUGAGGAGAACACACUGCAGUUCUACAACGAAGGGUACACACACACACACACACACACACACACACACACACACACACACACAGAUGGAUGCUCGGUACACACACCAGACCCGGGUUCAAUACAUGUGUAUUUGAUUAUUAUUUCAUAUUUAUUUUCUGUGUGAUUGACUAUUUUCAAAUAAUGUGGCCCAAAUCAACUACUAUUGGAAGUAUUUUUGAAUAAUAUCCUAUAAAUAAAUAGCUUACUAUUUGAUUGUAUUUGAAAAUACUAUGGUUAAAUGCAUAGAAGUUCAUUUGAGUCAGUCUUUUUGAGUGUUUUCAAAUACAUGCCAAUACUUUCCAAAUGUAUUUCUAAAUACUUUCCAAUAUUCAACUACAUAUUUGUCUAUUCAAAUAAAAUAUAUAUGAAUACUUCAAAAUGUACAGUACCUGUUAAAAGUUCAGAACACUCAACUUUUUCAUUCAAGGGUUUUUCUUUAUUUUGACAAUUUUCUACAUUGUAGAAUAAUAGUGAAGACAUCAAAACUAUGAAAUAACACACACGGAAUCAUGUAGUAACCAAAAAGUGUUAAAACAAAUCAAAAUAUAUUCAUAUUUUAGAUUCUUCAAAGUAGCCACCCUUUGCCUUGAUGACAGCUUUGCACACUCUUGCCAGUCUCUGAACCAGCUUCAUGAGGAAUGCUUUUCCAACAGUUUUGAAGGAGUUCCCACAUAGGCUGAGCACUGCUUUUCCUUCACUCUGCGGACCAACUCAUCCCAAACCAUCUCAAUUGGGUUGAGGUCGGGUGAUUGUGGAGGCCAGGUCAUCUGAUGCAGCACUCCAUCUCUCCUUCUUUUUCAAAUAGCCCUUACACAGCAUGCGGAGAUCAUCCAUUCACCUACUCUGCGUCUCACGAAGACACGGCGGUUGUAACCAAAAAUCUCAAAUUUGGACUCAUCAGACCAAAGGACAGAUUACCACUAUACUAAUAUCAAUUGCUCGUGUUUCUUGGCACAUGCAUGUCUCUUCUUCUUAUUGGUGUCCUUUAGUAGUGGUUUCUUUGCAGCAAUUCAACAACGAAGACCAGAUUCACGCAGUCUCCCGAGUGGCGCAGCGGUCUAAGGCACUGCAUCUCAGUGCAAGAGGUGUCUCUACAGACCCUGGUUCGAUUCCAGGCUGUGUCACAACCGGCCGUGAUUGGGAAUCCCAUAGGGCGGCGCACAAUUGCCACGUCGUCGUCCGGGUUAGGGUUUGGCCAGGGUAGGCGGUCAUUGUAAAUAAUAAUUUGUUCUUAACUGACUUGCCUACUUAAAUAAAAAAUCUAGAGUAUCCUCUGAACAGUUGAUGUUGAGAUGUGUUCAUUGAACUCUAUGAAGCAUUUAUUUGGGCUGCAAUCUGAGGUGCAGUUAAUUCUAAUGAACUUAUCCUCUGCAGCAGAAGUAACUCUGGGUCUUCUUUUCCUGUGGCGGUCCUCAUGAGAGCCAGUUUCAUCAAAGCAGUUCAAAGCUUUAGCUCUGUAUGGAUGUUGCCUGUAAUCGAUGGCUUCUGGUUGGGGUAUGUACGCACGGUAACUGUGUGAUGUGAUGCAGAUACUGGGACGAAGAUGUUGUCAAUGCGCUAGUUAAUGAAGCUGGUGACUGUGGUUAACUGCUUAAUGUUUCGAAUGAAUCCCGGAACAUAUUCCAGUCUGUGCUAGCAAAACAGUCCUGUAGUGUAGCAUCUAUGCAUCCGCUUCAUCGGACCACUUCCGUAUUGAGCGCGUCACCAGUACUUUUUGAGUUUUUGCUUGGAAGUGAUUUGCCAAAUGGAGGGCGAGGGAGGGCCUUGUAAAGAGUAAUCUAGAGUUUUGUCACCUCAUUGCACAGGUGACGUGCUGCCUCUCGUUCUUCAGGUCGGCAAACAGCUGGAAGAAGUAGUAGUAGUAGUCCGUUUUCAUCUGGAGCAUGUUGCCACUCAUCAGGUUGAGGAGGGACAGGCAGCGGUCCCAGGAGAUCUCCCUGACGGUCUCCACCAGGAAGGGUCUCAGUGGGUAGGAAGUCUCGUUGCAGGAGCAAGUCCGGUAGAAGCAGGUGAUCACAACGUCCUGCAGCUGGUGCUCUGUUGCCACCUCCAAGGAGACCACCUUGCAACAAAGCAUUAAGACAAAAACCACAUUGGCCGGGGCAAGGGUGCUCUGUUUCCCCCAGCCAUGCCCAAGCAGGAAGCGGUCCACACUCUGCAGCCACAGUCCUGGGUCAUUGGGACAGGUUCUGGAGCCGGGAGCAGUGCUUGCACAGGAACUAACCCAGGCAACACAGUGGCUCGCCAGUGGAGGCCUGGACCAUCACCCUCUUGGGUGUGUCAGGGCCACAAAGUGGGAGCCUUCUUGACCUGCGAGGAGGUGUUGUCAGAGCCCUUUACUAGGUCUGGGGUGCUCUGAUCCUGGGUGAGAGUGGACAGGUUGGUGCAUGACUGUGGCUUCUCCAGGUUCUCGUUGUUGAGGUGUUGUUUUGGUUGUUCUAGUUAGGCAGCACCUUCUUGGAGCACUUUUUCCACUUGAUCUUGAGCGAGCGGCGCUGCAUCUGUUCUUGUAUUUGGCGUUGUUGCUGUACUGAACUGCCAUGUCGUGCCCCACUACAUUUUCCCACUUAUUCAACGCCGUUGUGCAUCGACAUUAGGUUUAUGUGUGUUCGUAAAUGUGAGAAAUAUAAUACAAUUGAUUUGUUCCUGUCUUGGCUAAGUAAAUGACUUGUGUGGCUGCUAGUGCUAGGAAGCCUAUUGUGUUGCAUUUCAGUCUCUCCAUUUCAGUCUUUAGUCCAGGUGACGAGGUUCUUGCUCUGCUGCCAAUUGUUGGUUCUCCUUUUCAAGCCAAGUUUCAAGGUCCAUAUACGGUAAUGCGUCAGUGCACUGAGCAAAACUAUCUAGUUGCCACUCCAGAAUGGAUUGAAGUACACCAACUGUGCUAUGUAAAUUUGUUAAAACCCUGUUAAGCACGUUCCUUUGAUGCUGAACAGGGGGAGUCUACAAAGGACGGAAAACCUGUUCUUUUGACUGAUACCGUUAUUUCGCUGGGUUCUUGUCAUGCUAGGUCUGUGCAUGGGGAGGAAGAUGUUCCUGGUCCCGACGAUUGCAUACUGCAGGGUAGAUUGAAAAGACAGUCUUCUCACUCAACUACCUGUUGAUGGGCGGGAAGAGAUGGUCGGUCUGAUUCAGAGAUUUCUAGGUUUGUUUUCUGAUACACGUACAAACUUAGUAGAACACGUUAUUGACGUUGGAGAUACUGACCCCAUUCGUCAGCGGUUCUAUAGAGUUUCUUCAGAGAAACUACAUUGUCUGGAUGCUAAGGUCAGGUACAUGCUGAAGAGUGAUAUAGCAGAGCCUUCUUUCUCCAGUUGGGCUUCUCCAUGUAUCUUGGUCAAUAAACUGGAUGGGACAAACAGUCACUAAGCCAGAUUCAUUUCCUCUUCCUCGGAUAGAGGACUGCGUUGAUCAAGUCAGAGCAGCUAAGUUUGUGAGCAAAUUUGACCUGUUAAAGGGCUAUUGGCAGGUGCCACUGACGAGUAGGACACGUGAAAUCUGCCUUUAUUACACCCUCUGGUCUGUACUCUUAUUCGAUUGAGUUUUGGCCUGCGUAAUGCUCCUGACACUUUUCAGCGACUUGUGGACAGGGUGAAUGUCCAUGUGACUGACCACUGUUAUUUUGUGUUUGGUAUUUCGUCCUGUUCUAUUGCUCCUGUCUGUUCCCUUCUGGUCUCGUUUUCUUCUUUCCUCUUAAAGGUUGCUUCUUGUGUGCAAAGGUUGCUGAGGUCUGGGGAGGACGAGGUUUGCUGGGGAAAGUGGAAGUGUGAACACGUACCCCUCAUGGAUUUGGUACGCAGGCUGGGUCAAUUUGGGAAGCAAGCUGGGUCAAUUGGUUUGUGAUUGGUAUGGUGUUCCGGGGUCCUUGUUGGUCCCCGGUUUUAUGGGGGGGGUCCUCAUACCCUCCCACUCUGUCUGACAAAUUAUUUCUCUUUGCUCUUGUUUUCCUUAAUAGAAUGUAAGUAGGCGGAGCUGGGAGGGUCAUCAGCAACAUGGGACACACCUGGGUCCGGGUGUGUCCCAGGAUAAAUGCACCACUUCCCCAUUCAUUGAGGAGACUCUCUCCAUGUAGACACAGAUUUUGGUUCUGGCAAUUUGCGUUGGCACCUUUCAACACCCCUCAUUAUCAUUUAUGCACGCAACCACUCACUUACACUACUGAUUACUGACACACAUGUCAUUGUUAAUUGUAUUUAGUUUACUUUAGUUAAUAAAUAUAUUUUGUUAUUCAUU
Messenger RNA from Oncorhynchus nerka (sockeye salmon), 11096 nucleotides. It is a transcript of the gene med24, whose product is annotated as mediator complex subunit 24. Gene Ontology annotation, molecular function: transcription coregulator activity. The transcript is spliced from 12 exons. The record is from RefSeq and is a predicted model, not a curated record. NCBI's taxonomy places the organism in Eukaryota, Metazoa, Chordata, Actinopteri, Salmoniformes, Salmonidae. Gene Ontology annotation, cellular component: mediator complex. The coding region runs from base 3996 to 4685 and encodes 229 amino acids.